AUGUCUGCGCCCAAUCCCAGCUUGCGAAAGACCAUCGGCGGCAAACCCGCAUUGCCUCGCCGAUUCACCGUCGAACACGCACUGAUCCUCGUUCUCGUCGUUCUGGUCGCUGCGCACUCGGUUCAUUUCGUCUUGCCCUACGAAACGCUCAGCACAAUGGUGACGGCCCAGUCGCUUGCCCAGUUGGAGAUGGCCAGCACGGCGCUGAUCAUCAUCAUCGCGGGUGCGAUCUAUGCGCUGAUGUCGGAGCGAUUGAAGACCCACAGGGUCAUCAAUGAGGAAUUGCGGCUGAAGCACAACACGGACCUUGUGUCCGGCGCGGCCAUGCGCGGCCAUUUUCUCGAUGAUCUCAAGCGUACCGUGGCCAGCCAUCGCAAGUCCGGCUCGGUUGCGCUUGUCAUCAUCGACAUCGAUCAUCUCAAGCAGAUCAACGACGCCCUCGGCCAUGGGGCGGGUGACGACGUUCUGGGCUUUUGCGCCCGCAUUGCCCGCCAGGCGUUUCCCGGCGCAUCGGUGGGCCGGUUGGGCGGCGAUGAACUGGCCGUCUUCUUUUCCUCCGACGACGUCAUUCCGGAACGCUAUGUGACCGAUGCCUGCUCGGCAUAUCUGGCGACGCUGCGUGAAGGGCUGUUCAUCGCCAACCGACGCCAGGCCGUUUCAGCGUCUCUGGGCGUCGCGCUCGCGCCGGGCCACACCGACAAUGCCAACGACUUGUUGUCGUUCGCCGAUCUGGCACUGCAGCAAGCCAAGCGCGGCGGACGCGGCGCCUGGUCGGUGUUCUCGCCGGAGAUCCUCGCCGAUGCGCGGCAGGAGCGGUUCAUCGAACGCGAACUGCGCGCGGCCAUUCUUCUGGGCCAACUGACCGUCCACUACCAGCCGAUCAUGGAUACAGACGGGUCACUCAACUCUCUGGAAGCCCUCGUUCGUUGGCACAACCCGGUUCGCGGCGCCAUUUCGCCGGCCGAAUUCAUUCCCGUCGCCGAAAAGUCGCGCCUCAUCCACGAACUCGGGCUCUACGUGCUCAAGCAGGUCUGCGAUGAUCUGGAAACCCUGCCGGAUGUGUCGGUCAACGUGAACAUUUCGGCCUGGCAGCUCGCGCAUGACACGUUCCUGCGCGACUAUGUCGAUGUUCUCAAACGCAAGAACGUUCCGCCGAGCCGGGUUGUGCUCGAGAUCACGGAAAGCGCCAUGCUCGAUACCUCCGAUGAUUUCGUCGACCGAAUGGCGGACAUCAAGCGCGCCGGCUUCAGGAUCGCGCUCGACGAUUUCGGCAUGGGCUACAGCGAGUUCAACCAGCUGCGCAAAUUGCCGUUCGACAUCAUCAAGAUCGACAAAUCCUACAUCCAGAACAUCGGCACGGACGUGGUCACCGACACUUUCGUCAGCGCGGUGACGCAGAUUGCCGGCAAAAUGGACCGGACGGUUGUCGCCGAGGGCAUCGAGACCCAGGACGACCGGUUGCGCGCCGCCGUUGCCGGCUGCCGGUUGUUCCAGGGCUACUUCCAUCAGGCGCCGGCCAGCCGCGACAGGAUCGUCGCGCUCUACAGCGCCAAGGCAUUGACCGACGCGGCGUGA
This is a messenger RNA of Effrenium voratum, 1575 nucleotides long. The record is from the annotation of a GenBank genome assembly. Lineage: Eukaryota; Dinophyceae; Suessiales; Symbiodiniaceae.